Messenger RNA from Cajanus cajan (pigeon pea), 1484 nucleotides. Its product is annotated as Inositol monophosphatase family protein. Gene Ontology annotation, cellular component: cytosol; cytoplasm. Gene Ontology annotation, biological process: gluconeogenesis; fructose 6-phosphate metabolic process; fructose metabolic process. NCBI's taxonomy places the organism in Eukaryota, Viridiplantae, Streptophyta, Magnoliopsida, Fabales, Fabaceae. Gene Ontology annotation, molecular function: fructose 1,6-bisphosphate 1-phosphatase activity. The record is from RefSeq and is a predicted model, not a curated record.
AAAGAAACAUCUUAAGCUGUUUCAAAGUGCUUGAAGUAUCUGCCACUGAAAUUGUCUGAAAUGAAAACAUUCUGAUCAAAUCCAUUGGAUAACUUUUCACAUUAUGCAGUCAGCUGCCACACCACCAUUCUAUCAACUCGUGAGCUUCAGGCCAAAGCUUCAAACUUUUCCAUCAAAAUCUCGACUUUGCUCCUUAGGGACCCCUUUCUGCAGACUAAGAAUGGCUUCAGUUUCUGGGUUUGGGCUGAGACCCCUAAGGGCCUUGGGUGGUUCUUCUUCAUCUUCUGCAAGUGAUGAUGGGUUUGUCACAUUUAUAGAGUAUGUGGGAAAGGAAGGAAUGAAUGUGAAAGAUGAUUUGGUGGUGUUGCUUGAUCACAUACAGUAUGCUUGCAAGAGAAUUGCAGCUCUUGUGGCUUCUCCUUUCAAUUACAGCCUUGGCAAACAAACUGGUCUUGCAUCUGUUGGUUCCGAUAGGGAUGCUCCUAAGCCUCUUGAUAUUGUCUCGAAUGAAAUCAUCUUGUCAUCACUCCAAAAAUCCGGUAAAGUUGCUGUCAUGGCUUCAGAAGAAAAUGAUGAACCAACUUGGAUAAGAGACGAUGGUCCAUACGUGGUAGUAACAGAUCCCCUAGAUGGUUCUCGAAAUAUUGAUGCAUCAAUUCCAACGGGUACAAUUUUUGGUAUUUAUAAGCGCCUUGAGGAACUAGAUAAUCUACCCACUGAGGAGAAGGCUACUCUGAAUUCACUCCAGAGUGGAAGUAAGCUGAUUGCUGCUGCCUAUGUUCUCUAUUCUUCUGCAACUAUACUCUGCAUCACCUUUGGUUCAGGAACACAAGCAUUCACUCUUGAUCAUUCUACCGGAGACUUUGUUCUCACAAAUCCAAGCAUUAAAAUUCCCCCCCAUGGGCAAAUUUAUUCUGUAAAUGAUGCGCGAUAUUUUGACUGGCCUGAAGGUUUAAGACAAUAUAUAGACACUGUUAGACAAGGAAAAGGUAGAUACCCCAAGAAGUACUCGGCCAGGUAUAUAUGUUCUCUGGUGGCUGAUCUCCACAGAACUUUGUUGUAUGGGGGUGUGGCAAUGAACCCAAGGGACCAUCUUCGUCUUGUUUAUGAAGCAAACCCUCUUAGUUUCAUUGUAGAGCAGGCUGGUGGGAGAGGGUCUGAUGGCAAAAAUAGAAUUCUUUCCCUUCAACCAGUUAAACUGCACCAAAGACUCCCUCUCUUUAUGGGGAGCUUGGAAGACAUGGAAGAGUUAGAAAGUUAUGGGGAUAUCCAACAAAAAGUUAAUCCUGGUUAUGAGGUUUGAUGCUGUGUACAUCAUGCAUGCAAAAUUUUGAAUAUUCAAUGCUUCAACCUUCAUGGUGCCUGACUAAUUGUUCCAGUGUUCUUCACUUGUGUUGUAUGUACUGCUUUAUCCAUUGUGUUAAUAUAGCUUUAAUUCUCUGAUCAAACUCAUGCUCUCAUAAAUAAAAAUUCUCUUUCAAUAA